This is a messenger RNA of Protopolystoma xenopodis, 300 nucleotides long. The record is from the annotation of a GenBank genome assembly. NCBI's taxonomy places the organism in Eukaryota, Metazoa, Platyhelminthes, Monogenea, Polystomatidea, Polystomatidae.
CUGGGUGAACGCUUCCGUCGUCUUUUUUCGGGACCGCUAGCACGUCUCUUGAAUGUCAGCGUCCAUCCCUCACGUAUCCACGGUCGUGGGCUUUUCGCCCUGCGCUUUUUUCGACCUGAUGAAAUGGUAGCGGAGUACACUGGUGAGGUGAUUCGUAAUGCUGUCUGUGAGGCGCGCGAGGUGCGCUAUCGACGCGCUGGUGUGGACUGUUAUAUGUUCCGCUUGGACUCCUCGCUGGUCAUAGACGCCACCUAUGCCGGGAACGCCGCUCGCUUCAUUAAUCACUCAUGUCAGGUAUAG